AGUCAUAGAUAAUUUGUCAGCGUUGUCAGUUGUCAAUAGUGUUUUGUAGUUGUAGAGGAGUAUAAAUAUGUCUAGCGAUUCUUGUGUAAAGGAAGAAACAAUUGAAUCUUUAAUAAAGGAGGCUGAACAAUUAAAAAUAAAGCUCGAGGAUGAACGACAGAAAUUAAAUGACGUCACGUUGGCAGCAGUUGCUGAACGCCUCGAAGUUAUAAAUUACAUGAACAUAAAACCUAGAAGAACUUUAAAAGGUCAUCAGGCCAAAGUUCUUUGUUCAGACUGGUCUCCAGAUAAAAGACACAUUGUAUCCUCUUCUCAAGAUGGAAAAAUGAUAAUUUGGGAUGCUUUUACUACUAAUAAGGAACAUGCAGUUACAAUGCCCACAACUUGGGUUAUGGCUUGUGCCUAUGCACCUUCAGGGAAUUUGGUAGCUUGUGGGGGUUUGGACAACAAAGUAACAGUCUAUCCUCUAAGUUUGGAUGAAGACGUGAGUCUUAAAAAAAAGACUGUGGGAACUCACACUAGUUAUACGAGCUGUUGUUUAUUCCCAAAUUCUGAUCAACAGAUUUUAACUGGUAGUGGAGAUUCCACUUGUGCUUUAUGGGACGUCGAAUCAGGGCAACUAAUCCAAAGUUUUCAUGGACAUGCAGCUGAUGUUAUGUCCAUUGAUUUGGCACCGUCAGAAAUCGGAAAUACUUUCGUUUCUGGCAGUUGUGAUAAAAUGGUAUUUAUAUGGGAUAUGCGUUCUGGACAAUGCGUCCAAUCUUUUGAGGGGCACGAAUCUGAUGUUAAUAGUGUUAAGUUUCAUUCUAGCGGAGAUGCAGUCGGCACCGGAAGUGAUGAUGCCACGUGCCGCUUGUUCGACUUAAGAGCCGAUAGAGAGGUAGCGAUUUAUAGUAAGGAAAGUAUUAUUUUUGGCGUGAAUGCUGUUGAUUUUUCAGUUUCAGGGCGAUUACUCUUUGCUGGUUAUAAUGAUUAUACUGUUAAUGUAUGGGAUACUUUGAAAUGUGUUCGAGUGUGCUUAUUAUACGGGCAUGAAAAUCGGGUAUCUUGUUUACAAGUUUCCCCCGAUGGCACGGCACUGUCUACUGGGUCAUGGGAUUGCACUCUUAGAGUGUGGGCGUAAUUAAUCGUAAAUCAUUUAAAUUUCUCAAAGUAUUAUUAGGUGUUGUGCUUGUUAUUAAAUGUAUGGUAUUGAUGGUGUACCUAUAAGUUGAUCAAAUUAAUAAAUAUAAAAUAAACGGUUAGACGUAAAAUGCUUUUUGUGCACAUACUUUGUAGUCAUUUCCUUUUAACCACCCAUAAAAAAUUAAGUAUUGGUUGAGAAUAAAGAAAAUUGUUGUAAAAUUAAGAUAGCAAGUUUAUUAUUAACAUUAUAAUUUUACAAGUUUCAAUACACUAAUUGUUAACAAUUUAUUGAUUUUGUGCAAACAUCAACACAAUCGUCUGUAACGUUUAAAUCAAACUUUAAGUUUUUAUUUUAUUUUAACAUGAAUGGCGUGUAAUGGGAAA
Molecule: messenger RNA, 1509 nt
Organism: Agrilus planipennis (emerald ash borer)
Lineage: Eukaryota; Metazoa; Arthropoda; Insecta; Coleoptera; Buprestidae
Gene: Gbeta5
Product: guanine nucleotide-binding protein subunit beta-5
Exons: 9
Coding region: 68-1123 (351 amino acids)
Biological process (GO): G protein-coupled receptor signaling pathway; G protein-coupled dopamine receptor signaling pathway
Cellular component (GO): heterotrimeric G-protein complex; cytoplasm
Molecular function (GO): signaling receptor complex adaptor activity; protein binding
Source: RefSeq, a predicted model, not a curated record